CAGAGAGGUUCGUGCGGUCAUAUUUCCUCCAGCUCAUGACCGUAGUGGUCAGAAAGUAUGGCAAAGGAGCAUCAGCCUGCGAUACAUGGCAGGCCUGGAAGUGAGUGUCAAGACAAAGCCGCUGUCCAUCCUCUUCUUUGUCCUUUCUCAACGUAUUGCAGAGGACUCAAACCAGUACACUAAUCGCCCCGUACAUCCGGAUCACGGCGGCGACAGGGGUCCUGUCGGAUCUACUAUGGGAGUAGGGUCAACGUCAAAUCCAAAUUUUGAGCGCCCAAAACCUUUACUCACCGUCGCUGAACGGGAGCGCAUGGCUAGACAGCAAUUCGCUAUGAAUGGCAUCAGGCAAGAAAGACAGCACACUCAAAAUGCGGGCGUUUUCAUGCCUGAAGAGGGUGGCCAGGCGUCUCAUUACUUUAACGAUACCUAUCGCGGGGGCACAUCGGGUGCAGACCCUUCAUAUCACAUACCACAGCCCAUCGCUUCCAGCAGGGACCGCCAUCGUAUUCCGGCUUUAUAUCAGGAGCGAGACAGAUACAGGUCACAUGCCAACAUUGAUCCUCCAUCCUAUAACCCAACCUUAUCUUCAUCAACGACAUAUGGCCCAGGUUAUGCAGCCCCUGCCAAUAUGCACCCAGUUUCUGCAAUCACCGCUGCCAUGAAAUCAGUUUCGUUUGACGAUAGCGGUGAGCAGUCCAGCUCAAAUCCCAAAGGCCGGAGUGGUCCAUCACGCCCGCAAGAUCCGUACACACGCCCCGGUGUGCCACCACCUAUUAUUAGACCUGCCAUCGCCAAGAAAUCGGUCUCGUUGGACAGCGGCGUUCAACCUAGCAUGAGUCUUAAUCGUCCGUCUCACAUUCAGGAUUCACAUGCACGCUACGGCGGACCCCCACCGUCUAGCAGUAGACCUAUCAUUGCCCAGAAAUCGGCCUCGUUCGAUAGUAGCGGCUUUCAGCCCAGCUCGAGUCGCGAAGACUGGACUGGUCCGUCGCGCUUGCCGUACGAAACCCGCCAUGAGUCUUCAUACUACCAGGAGACACCAAAGGAGGUCUCGCAGAACCGGCAGUCGUCUAACAGGCUCGAUUCUCAACACCCCUCGCUAAACAUUACGAGCGGGAGCCAUUACUAUCCCGUUCGGCCUACCAAUACCCAUAAUGAUGUAUCUGAGGGCGAGUAUCAUCAAACACUCAACCAAUCAUGGAAUGAAAUACAGCGCAACGAACUCGAGAUGAGAAGAAUGCAAGAGGAGGAAACCAAACGCAAAGAAGACGAAAUCAAGCGGAAGGCUAUGCUUGCGAAGAAGAAAGAAGACGAAGUCAAGAUGGGGGAAGGGCAGGCCCAGAGAAGGGAAGGGCCUACAAGGCAUGCGGAGAACUCAACAAGGGGGUAUGGUGCGGAAGAAAGACGUCCAGCACAAGAUCCCGCGUUGUACCGGGAGGUGACGACACAAAGGGAAGGUAACUUAAGACGCAUGGAGGAAGGUAGGUUCAAAGGAGAGACGGCGCGCGCUACAGAGGAAGAGAACCGGAGGAAGGAAGAAGAACGCGUACCGUGGAAAGAGGAAGUUCAUUUGCUGGAGGAUCUUACUAAACAAGUCCAGGGGAAACUGCCCUACCCCACUGCUUUCGGAGGUUUUGGAGACAUCUGGAAAUGUUUUUUGGUCAAGCCCAGCAGGCCCAGUGAGGUAUGUACAGCUUGUGGCACUUGCUACCAUAUUAUCUGACUGUGAUGUAGGUGGUGGCAGUGAAGACCAUUCGCGCGUUCCAGGCGGACAACGAGGAAGAGGUACGAAAGAAGGCGAAUGUAAUGUUUCUAUUCCAUUCAUGUCGAUCUUUCGGAUGAUGACUCGGCUUA
Messenger RNA from Suillus plorans, 1854 nucleotides. RefSeq lists its product as uncharacterized. The record is from RefSeq and is a predicted model, not a curated record. The transcript has a single exon. Lineage: Eukaryota; Fungi; Basidiomycota; Agaricomycetes; Boletales; Suillaceae. The coding region runs from base 86 to 1723 and encodes 545 amino acids.